This is a messenger RNA of Lymnaea stagnalis (great pond snail), 10833 nucleotides long. Lineage: Eukaryota; Metazoa; Mollusca; Gastropoda; Lymnaeidae. The record is from the annotation of a GenBank genome assembly.
UAAGAAGAUCAAUAUGGCGGACAAACGAGAGUCGGGUAUGAAAAGAAAGAAAUUCUUUACUGUAGAUAUAUAAUUAUUGUAAUUUAAAAAAAUCACUCUAACUGUAAGAAAAAAGCCGACUCGAUCAAUUCAUACAAUUGACGUCAUUGGAUGUUUUUUGUUAAGUUUCUGUUUUGGAUUCACUCUCAAUCAGUUCUCAGGUAGACUUGUUUAUUUUACUGGUCCAAUCUAGCUCUGGCUCUAGUCAGUCUAGUCUAAGCCCUGACUCACACACAAUGAGUGCAAUCAUUGACUAUGAUUGACUGUUACUCAGUUCAGAAACUUCAGUGUAUUCAGUCACAGUGAGUUAAAUCUUCAUAAUCUGAAGGUUCAUCUAAAAGGAAAAUCUAAAAUAAUCUAAGAAUGGUGUGUUAAAGUUAAAUUAAUGGCAGUGUCUACACGUCCGGCGCGCCGGACGUCUAUGUCCCGCACUAUGUGUCCGGCGACCAAGUCACAUGACCGCCGUAACAAAGUGGCGAGAGAUAUCUUGUCGGUCAGCCUUGUCACGUGACUGCGAAUAAUUCAAAACUAUUGUUAAUUUUAAAAUCUAUUUCUCUACCAAGUAAUGUACUGAGUAUCUUGAAUGCAAAUAAUAGAAAAAGAAACCUUAAGUGAAAGUGGCUUGUAAACAUUUUUGUUUAGUUUGUUAUUUGAGUUUGUGUACCAGUAAUCCAUAAAAUAAAUUAGGGGCCAGUGUGGAGUAGGCGUAGGCAACCAAUAAAAGUUAAAGUAAAAGAUUUCAUUUUAAAUUAUUUAAAUUGCUACAAAAUAUGUAAAAACUUCUCAUGAAACUACUGUUGCUGAGGAACAUGUUAAUAUAAAUAUAUACAAAAUAUUUUUAAUUAAAAUGGGUAGAAAAAAAACGACCCAAACCCCGGUAUAGAUCCUCAAACCUUCCUAUCGUCAAGCAACCACUCUACCACAAGACCACACAAGACGUACUAAACUGUACUUCGUUUGGAAUUAUAAAAACUACUAGUCAUCCGGCGGUCACGUGACAAGCCGCCGGACGUAUAUCUUGCGCACUACAUGUCCGGCGCUCCGGAUGUGUAGACACUUCGUAAAUUAAUUAAAUACAAAUGUAGGGUAAAAUUUUCAAAAUGAAGGUAUAGCUUUAAGAGCUAGUUGGUUAGAUAGGGCCUGAAAAAUGCAAUUCAUUGAUACCAAAUUUAUGUUUGUAGGUCAAUUCUAAAGAAAGUUAUGAUUUUUUUCGUGAAUUAUUUUGGGAUAACUCUGUUAAUUGGACAUAUAGGAAAAGUGACUAAAAUAAAGUAAGAGCAGUAAAUUGAAGUUAUUUAAUGACUUAAUGAAGAUAACCAUAACAAACCAUAUAUACCCGUGAUUGUCAUAACAUUAUCGAAACAGACGUCAUACAAUAAAUUCUAUGGUACGCAAGAUGAGCUCAUUAAUAUUCAAAAUGGCCGUAAAAUUUCCAUAUGUCAUAUUUGAAUAUGAACACAACAUGAACAAUAUUCUUCAAAAUAUAGGGUCAUGUAUAUCAAAUUGUUCGUAAUUGAAAAGGGGGAAAAUAAUAAGUAGCGUAUGGAAGGGUGAACCAAUGUGUCCAUUACAAAAUUUAAUUUAUUCUAUAUCGCCGAUAGCAAAUCAAUUUUCGGAUAUUAAAAUGUACAAUAUGUAGAUUAUAGCAGGAGCUUUUCUUGCAUAGGGGGUAUCUUUCAAUUCUAUAUUCUUUUUGCUAAGUGUAGCAUUUGUUUUUCAUAGAAUCCCUACAAUUAAAAAAGAAUUGUGCUGCUUCAACUAAGGCCUACAAAUUGCAAAUAUGAUUAACAUUAUGAUGUCAUUUGAUAGGCCUUUAAAAAGAUAAAACAAAGUAUUUUUGUGUGUGUGAAGCAUUUCAAAGUAUCAAUUCAUCUAAAUACUAAAGAAAUUUUAAUUUUAAAUCUAUUAUGAAGAUAAAAUAUACUUUUCUUAAUAUUUCCAUGCUACAAAUGUGUCAGGUAGCUAAGGCCAAACUCACUAAUAGACCUAUUAUGGGGAAGUUUCACUAUUUAAAUAAAGAAUUAUAAUUAAAUAUCUAUUCAUAUGUAUUCUUUAUUAAUAAUAUUAAUCUCAAAUAACUUAAAAUAGUGCUUUUAACAUUGUUUAUUAAUCAGAUUGCUUAAGAUUUAAAAAUGAUUUGCUGAGGUGGAUUCGGCCAUCUUGAAAAUGAUAUCCAAGGAAGAAACACCCAUGUGGUGACUGUUUAGAAAAUUUAAUAAAAUCGUUGGGGUAGGUUGGGGGGACUUUUAAUUUGCCCAUUCUUGUAGAUAAUUGGAUGCUCUAAACAGUGGUUAUCAUGAAAAUCGUGUCUGGUGGAGUCUCUACGAGAAAUUAAGUAGUAGACUAGCUUAAUUCAACUUGAUAUAUAUUUUUUUUUUCAAUCGUGAUUAAAAAUCUGAAGACACAGUAUUAUUCGGCUUCCAAUUCUCUUUAAAAUGAUUUAUCACACUACCUAUUUACUAUUUAAUAAAGAAACAACCACAAAACACAUUUUUUCCCAAUGCAUAUGCAAUGUUUACAUUUUGAAGUGGAAAAAAAGUUGAACAGGGGGCACGUUACUCUGUAAUUAUUUGACACUAGCAGAAAACUGGUUUACCCAAGUACCUAACAAAUGACAGGGUCACAGUGACAAACACAGACUCACAGCUUAUUUUAAUCAGGAUGACAGUGACUGUAAUUAAGCACUUCAUUAUCGCCCGGAAACACCAGAAAAUCGGGUAUGGUAGUUUCGUUGUCAAAAUGUCGACCUCCACUUUUUAAUUUACUGAGGGUGUGAUUGUUUCGCCUUUUAUUAGUAGAUUUUUAGCAUAAUAAUAAAUUCUACAUCCACCAAUUACUUAAAGCCGAGAUAUGCUUGUCCUUUUGAGAAUUCAUUUGAUAAUUUUUUAAAGCUUUGAAGUUGAUUAUAGGUAAACUUUUUUUUUUAAAACUGUGCCAUUAAAAAAAAAUGGUUGCUUUAAUUUAUAACAAUAACAUCAUUUAUAACAUAUCCAAAAUUCAUGAGUGUAGACCGAAGGCUGUGGUAAAAAAUGAAAAUCAAAGAGGUCACCUUUUUAAGGCUCUGUAAUUUGUCAUCAUGGCGAUCAUUCUUGACUGCAUAAAUAAAGCUUUUGCGAAAUUAACAAUACCUAAAUGUAAACCUCAUUACUUUAUUUAAUACAACUCAACUCUUACAUCUAACUAUAUUCCCUAUAAAUAUUAUAUUUUUAUCUCAUUUUAUAAUAAAGUUAUAGGCGUAAAAGCAAAAUAUUGGGUCACAAAGUGUGGAAGAAAACUCCAUAGUAAAAAAGUGGUUUUGAAGUCCUUACUAAAAAAUUCAUAACUUUUGAACCACAUGAGCUAGAAAGUUGAUCUUGGUGAUUUUGUAAUCCAAUCUCUUGGCUCUAUACAGCUCUAAUAUUUUUAUAUUUGAAAACAUGUUUUGAACUGUUUACCAAAGUGCCUAGUGUAAUAUUUGUUAAAAGUUUAAAAGAGGUCAAAGAAAAUUAUUUCAAUAUUUAAGAUAAGAUAAGAUACUUUAAUUGAUCCAAAUAAAUGGAAAUGUUUUUUGAUUUCAUUAUACAUUUUCAGCACAAAAAUAAAACAAUUUGAACACAAGACAUUUAUAAUAAAUUAUUUCAAACAGCCAUUCAGUGAGUUCUCUUAGCAAAAUCGGGGAUUUAUUAGUUCUCAAUUCAGAUGUGUGACUUCAGAAGAAGCACGCCGGUAAAUUCGUACAGAUUGAGGAACAAAAUAAUUUUUAUAUCAGUCAGUUCUCGCCCUGAUGAAAAGAAUUCGUCCCGAACGGCCGGAUCCUAACUAUCUGUGAUGAAGAGGGUGGGAUGUAUCAUCCAAAAUGUGUUUAGUUUUGCAAAAACAUCUUUCUUCAAAUAGUUCUUCAAGUGAAGGAUGUUUAUUUUGUGUUAUGUUUCUAGCUUUCUUGAUUAGUCGGUUUAUGCGGUGUUUAAUAUCAGACAUUGAAUUUCCACACCAGCAGGUAAUACUGAAAUUAAGCAGGCUUCCAAUAGUUGCACUGUAGAAUAAGUUAAUGACUUUUUUGUUUACGCCAAAAUAGGCGGUAGAACAGUCUUUGGUUGAAUUUUUUAUACAGGAUUUGGCCGUGCUCAUGCCAUGUUAGCUUAUUAUUAAUGGUGACACCUAAGUACUUGUAUGCCUCCACUUUCUCCACAUUAUGAUUUUUUAUGUUGAGAUCUGUAAUCAGGUGUUUCCCCCUCCUGAAAUCAACAACCAUUUCUUUUGUUUUUGAGACAUUCAACUGGAGAAAAUUUGACUCUAGACUUAAACUAUACUCAAAGUGUGAUUAUAGGGCCAUCCAUAACGUAUGUCACGCUCAGGAGGGGGGUCAAAGUACUCUAAGAGUGACAGGGCGGGGGGUGUUAGAUCAUAUAUAUGACAUCACACAUUUAUAUUUAUAACAUAUAUAUAUAAUAUUUAUAACAUAUAUAUAUAUAUAUCUUUGUUAUCAUACAUAUAACAGCUGAAAUUGACAUAAGUGAUGUUUAAAUACGUACCACAAUAAUCAUACACACAUCCAUCUGCACAUGUCUAAUAAUGGCGCAAAAACUUUUAUGGCAAUUGCAAUGUAGCAUUUGGCUCGGUCAUGAUCUAAUUUUUUUUGCAUUUUUACGUCUCAGUUUUCUAAUAAUAAAUUAUUUUGUAAUCAGUAAUGUAGAGUGCAUAUUUUUCCAAACAUGGUGAUGUUAUUUUUGCUGCAUGGUGUAUUUUGUGGCUGGCAACGCAUUUACUCUGAUGUAUCAGCAUAGGUAUGUACUUAAUAGCGUUAAAUUUUUUAAAGUAUAAUCAUGAGACAUAGGGCAUUACUACGCUACUGCUUCAUUCAUUCACAAACAGGAAUAAAAAUUAUUUACUUAAUUAUAGCAAUUUCCCAAUUUAUAAGAAAAUUGUCACCAGUAGACACCUUGUCGUCCUUGUGCAAAAAAAGAUAAUGGGUUAUCAGUCAUGGCUCCUCUCAUCAAUUUAAUAUAAAGAUGUAAAAAGAUUUUCGUUAUUGUUCAUCUUUAAACAUCUUUGCAACACUAAUCAGUUAAAGAAUGGGAAACAUUUUUGCAAUACUAUUAUAAAUUAGCGAACAAACAACAGUAAAAAGAAAUUAAAAAUAAUGCUUAGCUGCAAUGUAGUAUCCGAGAGACAGGAAGAGGAAUGUGUUUUAAACUGUAAACCUAAGAACAGUCCUACACCCUACCUACCAGCUUUUGAAGAUAGCCCUACUGACACUCCUUCACCAUACCAGUGGCUCUUUAUUGAUUAAUAUAAUAGACUCCUCCCCCAAAGAAAAAAAUCAAUAUAUUUACCUGAGUUCAAGCUUCAGGCAUGAUAUGAUGCUCACUGCCUGACAGCCUUUUUUUUCACUCAGUUCUAUUAAUAUAAAGCAUGUUGAUUUGGGGGAAGGGUGAUUUUUGAAGAAAAAAAGAAAUUUUAAUGAUCUCAAAACUUGAAUAAUAUUUUUUUUAAAAUAGAAAUUUUAAAUUCAGGAUUAUGAUUAGUUCUAUUUCUGGCUUCUAUUUCAAGUAAGAGAAUAUUUUAAUUUUCUUUUGCAGAACUCGGAAUUCUUUCAAUUUCCAAUGAGGCAUGUUUGUACGUAGAUGAUGAAGACACAGUUUAUGAAGCAGAGGUUGUAGGAUUGAUCAACAAGACAAAAUGUCUGUAGAGCAGUCUAGAGCAGAAAAUGAUAGUCCGAACAUCCUCAUCUUCUAGUCACAUACUUGUACACUUAUGUGAAUAUUAGUCUUAUUGGGGCUUUUAUUUUUUAUUUUUGUAUAAUUUAUAAUUUCAUGCAUACAAUUUGAUUUUUUAAAAAGAAUUCUACUUAACUUGUAUAAAUAUUAGAAUUGUUUUAAAAUUUUACUAUGUUGCCUCUUUAAGUAAUCAUUUUUUACAAUUUUUAUGAUCAGGAUUUUUUAAACUACCCUCAAAUAAAAUUAUCAAAAAUAAAAAAAAAAAGUCUUAUUUUGUAAAAGUUUUUUUGUUCAUUGUGUUUUAUAUUAAUUGAGAAUGUCUCCUGAACAUUUGGUAGCAUUAUCUUUUAAAAUAAAAUAAUUUUGAGCAAAAUAAGGCCAGAAAUUUAGAAAGUCGGUCACAAGUUUUUUGCAGUUUAAUACAAACAUAAAUAAGGGGGACUAAAAAAUUCAUUUAAAAAAACUUUAUUUCUUUAAAAGCUAGAAAAAGAAAUUGAUGUUUUUAUAAAGCUUACAGCAAACCUUUUACAAUGAUUAUAUAUCGCAAUAGGACAUUAUGUAAAAUUUCUGUCAAAGUGCCUUGUUUAACUUUCUGUUUUGCUGGAUGUAAUCUGAAAGAAAAUGUCACUUGGUUACUUCGUAGUGUCUAAUUUUAAUAGUGAAGCAUAUUUUAGAUUGAAUUUUAAUUAGUUGUGAAUUUUUAAAACAAUUUUUUUUUAUUUUGGAAGUGUGACAUACUUUGGGGAGGGGGUGUAAGAUUUGUGACAGAUUGUCAUGGGAGAGAGGGGGAUAAAAAUGUGUCCAAAAUAUUUUGGCAUUUGUAAUUAACGGAUUUAAAGUUUCUGGUAUUCAAGAACAAGUCCUGAUAAAAAGAUAAUUAUACUAUUCACAAAAUACUUAACAUAAAAAUGGUUUAGUGUUGUUUUCAAAAUGUAUAAUUAAAUCCCAACAGUUCGUAUCAAAGAUGGCCAACAGUUACGUGUUUUGGAUGAAGCAGCAAGAAGACGUCGGCAGCGUAAGGCACUCGAGGCCUUGGAAGAAGACAAUUUUUCAGAAGAUCCUCAUGCUGACCUUAAAAUGAGCAAAAAGGCCCCAAAAUUUGAAGAGGCCAUGGAUGGGUCAGGUAAGAAAAUAAGUUAAAAAUAAAUAUAAAACAUAGUUACCUUAAGGGGAUUUAAUAUGCACAAAAAUAAUAAUUUUCAUUCCCCCACCUUUAUUUGCACCCCUUUCCAUUUUCAAAUAUUAUUUCUUUAGUGACAUGAAUGUAUGGUCAAUGAAAUAUUAUUCAAUUUAUUAUUUUUAACAGGGCCAGGUCCAAAGAAAAAGAGAAAAUCCAAAGGGGAUUUCAAACUGAGGUACAGGAAAACAUUUGCAGCAUUAUUGGAAGAAGAGGUUAGGUUAUAUUUAUUUCUACUGCUUUUACAUAGACUCCAUACCAAAAACUCCAUAGCUAAGGAGAAAAGAAAAAAUGCCUGGGCCUCUCUUAAAUUAGGUACCAGGUUUUUUGCUAAUAUUUUGGCAGAACAAUUAUUUGGAUUAAGGGGAAUUUUUAAAUUGCAGUGAAGGACACAUUAAAUGAAUAAGACAUUAAAUGAAUGACACAUUAAAUGAAUGACACAUUAAUUUGAAGAAAAUAUAGUGUAGAUAGAUAAAUAAAUGAGAUCACGUUCACAAAAACAUUAAUGUUAAACUCUUAAAAAUUAUUAAUGAUGAAUUAUUUUGUAAAAUCAGAACAUUCUCAUAAUAAAAUCUAGGUUUUUGAAUUUUUAUGGACUUAGCUUUUGCACUAAACUUGCAACACUUUUUAGAUUUAGCAUAGGAAAAGACUAAAAUUGGAACUAUGAAAAUUUCCAGAUGUCUCUGAUUGAAUCUGGACAUAACCAGAAGUGACCAUAUUUCUUGGAAAAAUUUCUUCCACCUCUUUAAAGAAAUUUUUUUUUUUUUAAAGUUUACCAAUUGCUGUCUUAAAAUACUGGCUGAACUCUAAAUUUUGAUUUAAAAAAUCAAAUUGUUUGGUGACCUACUUAAAAUUAAUGUAGCCAUACACGCUGACAAGUUCUCUUCAAAUCAGUAUAUAAUAUUUAAUUUUUGACAAAUCAAACUACCAUAUAGCAUAUAAAAUAGUAUUAUGAAAUUGUUAAAAUAAUUAUUACAGAUUUAGUGUAAAACUUCAUCCUAUGGCAUACUUGGUAUUUACUAACGUACAUACAUAUAUAUUCUGAUGAAGGUUUGAACUUACACUCUUAAAACCUCGGCUAGUACCUGGGCAACCAGCUCCAUCUUCUGAGCUGAGCCGUAUAACAUUGUUGUCACAUGGGUUUCUCUCCUGCCGCCCUGGCCUCCCCUGAAACAUCUAUUAACCAGUACUUACUAAAAGCAAAGAAUAGUUAGAUGAACCAAUGACUUGGGUUUUGUAUAUGUUCUUGAGCUAGUCAAUAAUGUGGUAGUCCCAUGACCAAAAAGCUUUGCGCCCCCUAUUUAACCCUUUCGCUAUUGCUGGGUUUUGGGGCAUAGAUUUUUGCUGACUCUGCAAUAAAAAAACUUUUGGUUUUGUGUGUGUGGUUGGGGGGGGGGGGGACUUCUCUAUAGAUUAACGAAUUAGGAAAUAUCUAGCAUUGAAAUAUGAUGUCGAUGUGACAUCCUCGGUAUUUCAGAAAAGUUCUUUGAAUUUUGUUGCGACGACAAUGUGACGUCCUUGGUAAUUGAAAGUGGGUGAUCGUGACGCCGCGUCGAUGUUAUCGGUAGCGAAGAGGUUAAAAUAUAUAUAAAUAUAUACCUGAUUUUUUUUUUUUUCAAUGCCUUACUGCAUAUAUUUUAUUUUAUAAAUUUAAGCUGCUAUAACUGCUUGAGUGAACUUAAUAUUUAAUAAAUUGUUUUACUUAGUUUAUUCAUUUCUUCCACAGCACAUGUUGAAUAAAGAUGGCCCGUCCUACGUCACUGCCUGUGCCCCACCCUCCAAGCUACCAGAAAGACAUUUCUGUGCCGUGUGUGGAUAUCCUUGCUAUUAUUGAUGUUUAAAAAAAACAACUCUCAAAAUAACUAUUUCUGACCGGUGAUGUUUAUGAAUAGACUAUCGCACUUGUUGGGAUUUCCGGCAAAAGCUAAAUGAUAAUUUCUUUUUAUUAGAAAUGUUUUAGUUCAGUCGCGUUGCUGUAUGGGAAAACUGUAAACUAGGGUUAGCCUGACUUAAAGACAAGAGAACUGUUGUUAGUUGAUUUGUUGUUGUAGUGCAAUGAAAGGUUGGAGGUUUAGGGGAAAGUGACAGGAAUAUUUUUGUUUAUGAACAUAAUGUGGCUUAAAUAAAGUUAGAAGUGAUCUUAGUGGAUGUGGCAGUGUGUUUGGAGCUUUAUGUAUGAAGUAGAAGUUGUGGGAUGAUGACCCCCAACUCUUGGUGAAGUUGUGGGAUGAUGACCCCCAACUCUUGGUGGAGUUGUGGGAUGAUGACCCCAACUCUUGGUGGAGUUGUGGGAUGAUGACCCCAACUCUUGGUAGAGUUGUGGUAUGAUGACCCCCAACACUUGGUGGAGUUGUGGUAUGAUGACCCCCCCCAACUCUUGGUGGAGUUGUGGGAUGAUGACCCCAACUCUUGGUGGAGUUGUGGUAUGAUGACCCCCAACUCUUGGUGGAGUUGUGGGAUGUUGACCUCAACACUAGGUGGACUAUUAGGAUGUUGACCUCAACACUAGGUGGACUAUUAGGAUGUUGACCUCAACACUAGGUGGACUAUUAGGAUGUUGACCUCAACACUAGGUGGACUAUUAGGAUGUUGACCUCAACACUAGGUGGACUAUUAGGAUGUUGACCUCAACACUAGGUGGACUAUUAGGAUGUUGACCUCAACACUAGGUGGACUAUUAGGAUGUUGACCUCAACACUAGGUGGACUAUUAGGAUGUUGACCUCAACACUAGGUGGACUAUUAGGAUGUUGACCUCAACACUAGGUGGACUAUUAGGAUGUUGAACCCAACUCUAGAUCAAGUUUUAGGCCAUUUAUCCCUCCAAAUCUGAGUAUUAAAAACUUCUAGACAAAUCUAAGAGUUAAAAUUCAAAAUGUAUUGUAUAUUGCUCUGAAGUUUAUCAGUCUAUUUCAGUCACAGUUUGAAGCUAAGUUUACACUGAGAAUAUUUAAGCUAUAUUUUGCCCUUGGUGCAAACUGAACAAUUGAAGAGUUCCUGUGCUGGUUAAACUUUAGAAAGUGACAUCCCAUGUUUUUAAAUUUAAAAAAAGAUAAUUUACAUGUCAUUUAUUUUCCUUGACCUUGGCAACGUUCCCAUCAAAUUAUACCUGUGUCCAGUGUGGGGCACGCUACUGUUGUGUCAAGUGCCUAGGAACACAUGUGGAUACAAGGUGGGUAGAUGUUCAGUGUUUAGUAAAUAUGGGGAUGAAAGGUGGGUAGAUCAGACCCGUUUACUCUUACGAUUUUGGCGUACAAUGUACGAUUUUGAGCUGUAAACAUUAUAUAUACUGUAUGUUUAUUUUUUACUACAAAUAUAAGGUAUUGAACGAUUUUGUUAAGAUAUUGUACGAUUUUAAGAGUUUGAGGGCAAACAGUUCUGGUAGAUGUUUAAAAAAGUUGAAUGUAUAUUAAAUAUGUUGAUACAAGGGUUGAUGUUUUGACCAAUAAUGUAACAGUUGACUGUAAAUAAUGUAAAUUUUCUCUCUCUUCUAAACCACCAUCCCCCCCCCCUUUUUUUCCUCUCUCUCCUCAGAUGCCUCAAGUACACUGCCUAAACAUAACAAGAUAGUUUGAUGUCAUGAUGUCAAGGAGGAACAGCAAUUUAAGAGAUCAGAUGGGGGGGGGGAACCAAGUGGCAGUUUCCAGAGUUUUGAAAACUGCUCCGUGCUCUGCUUGGACCGAUAAAGCCAAGCGACUGUAAAGAAAUCUGGACUAAGUGGAGGAUCUUGGUCAGUCUCCUACCUGAAUGGUAACCCUCAGAACUAUGCAGACACUUCAAAAGUUGAUGUGAACAAUAAAGUUUUGAUCAUGUCAUGUCAGUGUUCAUCCAAGGAAAACCUGUGAUCUAUGCAUGAAACAAGAUCAGUCUGUGUCCAGCGGGAACAUCUUUCUGGACUACUCGCGUUCGGGCAAAGGUUGAG